CCUGCAGUGUUGCCUGUAUUCAUACCCUCUGCCUCCCGAUGAAUGUUGAUAUCCCAAGCAACUGUUGCCUCCUGGGGGCGCGGGCUGGGCCGAGGAGAUCUAACCAGCUCUCCCCCAUCAUCUUGAUCGCCGUCCUCUUGACCGUCGUCCUCCUCAACAUCCUCCCAUUCAUCGUCGUCCCCUUCAUCGUAGCCCCCUUCAUCGUCGUCUCCAUUGUUGUUAGCUUCAUCGUCGUCCCCUUGGUUGCCGUUCCAUUGACUGCCGUCCCAUUGAUUGCCGUCCCAUUGAUUGCCGUCCCAUUGAUUGCCGUCCCAUUGAUUGCCGUCCCAUUGGAUGCCGUUCCAUAAGGUGCCGUUCCAAUCGCCUAGUCGC
Parathielavia appendiculata is the source of this 372-nucleotide messenger RNA. RefSeq lists its product as uncharacterized. Bases 39 to 347 code for a protein of 102 amino acids. Lineage: Eukaryota; Fungi; Ascomycota; Sordariomycetes; Sordariales; Chaetomiaceae. The record is from RefSeq and is a predicted model, not a curated record. The transcript has a single exon.